AAUGUUUAUGUUGAUGUGCUCUGCUUGAGUGGAGAAGCUGUGCUGUCUGUCUAAUGAGGAAAACGGCGGCGAGCGGCGGAGCUUUGAGAGGAGCAGCGGGAAGGAUGUCGACAUAUUAUUGACUGACUUAUCGGCGUCGAGGAGAGCGAGCAGAGCCCUGCGUUUUCUUGUGACAGAGCAGCGGUGAGAAUGACGGAGUAUAAGUUGGUGGUUGUAGGUGCAGGUGGUGUGGGCAAGAGUGCUCUGACCAUUCAGCUCAUCCAGAACCACUUCGUUGAUGAGUAUGACCCAACCAUUGAGGAUUCAUAUAGGAAACAAGUGGUGAUCGAUGGAGAGACGUGUUUGUUGGAUAUCCUGGAUACUGCAGGUCAAGAAGAGUACAGUGCAAUGAGAGACCAGUACAUGAGGACUGGAGAGGGCUUUCUCUGUGUUUUUGCCAUCAACAAUACCAAAUCUUUUGAGGACAUCCAUCAAUACAGGGAACAAAUUAAGAGGGUUAAAGACUCAGAUGAUGUGCCUAUGGUGCUUGUGGGUAAUAAAUGUGAUCUACCAGCGCGCACUGUGGAUACAAGACAAGCCCAGGAACUGGCCCGUAGUUAUGGGAUACCUUACAUUGAGACCUCAGCCAAGACACGACAGGGAGUGGAAGAUGCCUUUUACACACUUGUUCGUGAAAUCAGGCAGCAUAAGUUGAGGAAACUGAACCCACCUGAUGACAAUGGCCAAGACUGUAUGAACUGCCGCUGUGUCGUGUCAUGAUCUGUGAAUGCGCAUGACGUGGCUUUAAAAGCGCUGCAGCCCUACAGACCACAAACACUGCAACACCUACACACAGACGCUGGACGUUUACAGCAGACUGUGUAAAAGGGAAAUCUUUAUUCUGUGGCAGCCCUGCAGUCUUUCUAUGGGAUCUCCCCAUCUCUUCUCCUUACGCCGGAGAUGAUAAAAGCUGUACCUCAUUUUAACGGUCUCAACACUGGAGUUGCUUCGACUGGAUGAAAGCUGUCACACUUAAAUAUAUCUACAUUAAACAAACUAUCUACUCGUAACUGGAAGUAAUAGCUCAGAACAUAACCUCUCAUAUUGCUUUUGUCAGAUGUGGAUGUUAGAAAAUGCAAGAUGGAGAGGAGAACUACUGCGUAACUUAGAUUAGCAUACGGCUGGAUGUGAGAAAGAUUUGUAUUGUCAUUUGCUUAGAGGAAGUCCAACCUAAUAAAAUGUACAUAAUGAACGGCGGUCUUCUGCGAACAGGACUUUUAGUGUGUUUAUCAGAGGUUAUGGCGCAAUAUGACGCGAUUAAAUGGUGCGUCUCUGAUAAAUCUCCAUUUUGCACAUUGUGUGAUAUUUUAAAGCGGAGGGCACGCGUUGUUAGCCUUUGGUUUUAGACGGAUCUCCAGGUCUUCAAAAUUGAAUAUCAAGAUCUGAUGGAGUUCAUUUAUGUUAGACAAAUGUAUCACAAGUAACUGGACUGGCUAAAGAAGGCCUAUUGUUGACCGUUUUUUUUGAAAAAGUAAUCAUAAUACAUGCGCUAGCAUACUAUAUAUAUAUAAAAAAAGAAGAUACGCUUGGAUUGAAAAGCCUUUUUGAUAUUCUUGCUCACUACAGUUGUUCCCUUGUUCAGAAACAGUCAUUUCGAGUAUCAUAUUGUCUAAUCUUUCACUUAUGCCAUAUUUAUUCCAUAUUUAUGGGUGAAGAUGUCGUUUAAAUGUGUAAUUUAAAGGGAAAGAAUAUGUAUCUUCUAUCAGACUUCAUAUUCCUUGCAUUAAAUCCUCAUUUUAGGCUUUCCCUUGAGGGAAUCUUCUUUUAUAUUUGCUUUAUUCAUUAACAUUAACUUUGUAAUGACAGAGAGAACCAGGAAGUCUGGAUUUCCUUUUUUUUUUACAUUGUUUAAAAUUAGCUAGUCUCGUUGCAAGGUACUUAUUUCAAAUCAUAGUCUUUCUUAUUAACAUUUGUGAAUCUGAUUUUAUGGCUAGCAGUGAGUGCUUACUCAUUCAGACUGAAAUUUGAUCAUUUUUCUCGAUAAUGAUUGCUGACUGUUUUAUUCCCAUACAGUCUAUUGAUUGUUCUGAAGGACAUACAUGGGUGGAUGUGAUUCUGCCUUUAAAUUGCGUGUCAGUAGCUAUGGAUAUGACCUUCAAGGGUUUCUGUAAGCAUCCAGAAUGUGUUGAUGGACUGCCGCAGAGUAAUGUGGCUUUAUCAGGUGGUUUGAUUGCUGCCGCUUAGGCUACUCAACAUAGUUUUACAUGAACGUUGGGUAAUGGCUGUUACUCACAACACUAACUAGCAUGUAAAACACAGUCUAAAAAUGCAUAGAACUCCAAUCUAUCCUCUAUUCGUUUGAUUUAUUUGUUAAUUUAUUACAGGCAAACUGCUGCUAUUAAAUCUUUUUUAUGACUAAAAACAGAGGGACGACAACACAGUAUUAUUAUGGUGUAAUUAAGUUCAAAUAACCCAAAAGGCUGUGUUGGUUCUGAUAUUAAGUAAGCAUAUUAGCAUAAAAAACCUAAAAACAUGAUUUUUUUCAAAAGACCAUGUGUCUGUGGUGUUCAGAAAACACUGAAUUUCAUUUUGACUACAGUAACGAUUAUUGUGUGAGAAGUAUCAAAUAAAAAAAAAAAGCUUGUUUUGA
Messenger RNA from Danio rerio (zebrafish), 2629 nucleotides. RefSeq names its product HRas proto-oncogene, GTPase b (gene hrasb). The record is from RefSeq and is marked provisional. Gene Ontology annotation, molecular function: GTPase activity; G protein activity; GTP binding. Gene Ontology annotation, cellular component: plasma membrane; membrane. Gene Ontology annotation, biological process: signal transduction. NCBI's taxonomy places the organism in Eukaryota, Metazoa, Chordata, Actinopteri, Cypriniformes, Danionidae.